Molecule: messenger RNA, 5545 nt
Organism: Eleginops maclovinus (Patagonian blennie)
Lineage: Eukaryota; Metazoa; Chordata; Actinopteri; Perciformes; Eleginopidae
Gene: ago1
Product: argonaute RISC component 1
Exons: 19
Coding region: 421-2997 (858 amino acids)
Biological process (GO): regulatory ncRNA-mediated post-transcriptional gene silencing
Molecular function (GO): miRNA binding; single-stranded RNA binding; protein binding
Source: RefSeq, a predicted model, not a curated record
GUGAGGGGCUGGCCUUUUUUUGUUCCGCUGGAGAAUCUUGCUUGAACGGUGAGCAGGAGCACAACAGACGGACCAGAAAUCACAGCGACGUGGACUGUCGGACACAGCGCAGCGCUGGGUGGGAGCACACUGGAAGAAGAAGAGUGGUCAUCAGUCAGACGGUAUCGCUCUCCGGUUCUACCGUAUCUACCUGCAGGGUCAACGGGCAGACGAGCCAGCUAUUCCCGUUAGCCCCAACUCCUCUGCGGGUCUGGGGGGUUCUGGUAGUGGCAGGGGGCGGGGUACACCGAGAGGGGAGAAGACUAUACGCCGAGAGGAGGGGGCUGGAAGUCUGAGACGCUUCCAGCCUGAAGGGGCCGGCGGUUUGGCCAAAGCACCCCCGGACAAACUAGCUUGUACCCGCGCUGCUAAGUGAAUGGGAUGGAGCCGGGACCGUCUGGCGCUGUGCCCAUGGGGGCCUUCCCCCCACCCCUGCAGCAGGUGUUCCAUGCCCCCCGCCGGCCAGGCAUGGGCACCGUGGGCAAGCCCAUCAAGCUGCUGGCCAACUACUUCGAGGUGGAGAUCCCAAAGAUGGACGUCUUUCACUAUGAGGUGGACAUUAAGCCCGACAAGUGCCCACGGAGAGUCAACAGAGAGGUGGUGGAAUACAUGGUGCAACACUUCAAACCGCAGCUCUUUGGCGACAGGAAGCCGGUGUAUGACGGCAAGAAGAACAUCUACACGGUGCUAGCGCUUCCUAUAGGGAGUGAGAAGGUGGAUUUUGAGGUAACUAUACCAGGUGAGGGCAAAGACCGAAUCUUCAAGGUGUCCAUCCGUUGGCUGGCCAAAGUGUCAUGGCGCCUGCUGCAGGAGACUCUGGUCAGUGGUCGGCUGCAAGUCCCCCUCGACUCGGUUCAAGCCCUGGACGUGGCCAUGCGCCACCUGGCCUCUAUGAGGUACACUCCUGUGGGCCGUUCAUUUUUCUCCCCACCUGAAGGAUACUACCAUCCACUGGGUGGGGGUAGGGAAGUCUGGUUUGGUUUCCACCAGUCUGUGCGCCCCGCCAUGUGGAAGAUGAUGCUUAACAUUGAUGUGUCUGCCACGGCUUUCUACAAGGCCCAGCCUGUUAUUGAGUUCAUGUGUGAAGUCUUGGAUAUCCGUAAUAUCGACGAGCAGCCUAAGACUCUCACUGACUCGCAAAGAGUUCGCUUCACCAAGGAGAUUAAAGGCCUGAAGGUGGAGGUGACCCACUGUGGACAAAUGAAGAGAAAAUAUCGUGUAUGCAAUGUCACCCGACGACCUGCCAGUCAUCAAACGUUUCCCCUCCAGCUCGAAAGUGGGCAGACAGUAGAAUGUACAGUGGCCCAGUACUUCAAGCAGAAGUACAACCUGCAGCUAAAAUACCCCCACCUACCCUGUCUACAGGUGGGGCAGGAGCAGAAGCACACCUACCUGCCACUGGAGGUGUGUAACAUUGUAGCAGGUCAACGAUGCAUCAAGAAGCUGACAGAUAAUCAGACCUCCACUAUGAUCAAAGCCACGGCUCGCUCUGCGCCCGACAGACAGGAGGAGAUCAGCAGGCUGAUGAAGAAUGCUAACUUCAACCUGGACCCGUACAUCCAGGAGUUUGGGAUCAAAGUGAAAGACGACAUGGCUGAGGUGACGGGCAGGGUGCUACCUGCCCCGAUCCUGCAGUAUGGAGGACGGAAUCGUGCCAUCGCAACUCCAAACCAGGGCGUGUGGGACAUGAGGGGGAAACAGUUUUAUAACGGCAUUGAGAUCAAAGUGUGGGCGAUUGCCUGCUUUGCCCCCCAGAAACAGUGUCGAGAAGAGGUGCUUAAGAACUUCACAGACCAGCUGCGUAAGAUCUCUAAGGAUGCUGGGAUGCCGAUUCAGGGUCAGCCAUGUUUCUGUAAAUACGCCCAGGGAGCGGACAGCGUGGAGCCCAUGUUCAGACACCUGAAGAACACCUACUCUGGACUGCAGCUCAUCAUCGUCAUUCUGCCCGGAAAGACUCCUGUCUAUGCGGAGGUAAAGCGUGUGGGGGACACCCUCCUGGGCAUGGCCACGCAGUGCGUCCAGGUGAAGAAUGUGGUGAAGACGUCACCUCAGACGCUCUCCAACCUCUGCCUCAAGAUCAACGUGAAGCUGGGAGGCAUCAACAACAUCCUGGUGCCUCAUCAGCGGUCAGCAGUGUUUCAGCAGCCAGUUAUCUUCCUGGGAGCGGACGUCACCCACCCCCCUGCUGGAGAUGGCAAGAAGCCCUCCAUUACUGCUGUGGUAGGCAGUAUGGAUGCUCAUCCCAGCAGAUAUUGUGCCACAGUGCGCGUCCAGAGGCCCAGGCAGGAGAUCAUUGAGGAUUUGUCUUACAUGGUGCGUGAACUGUUAAUUCAGUUCUACAAGUCGACUCGGUUCAAGCCCACCAGGAUCAUUUUCUACAGAGACGGAGUUCCCGAGGGACAGUUGCCACAGAUUCUCCACUACGAGCUGCUGGCCAUCAGAGAUGCGUGCAUCAAGUUGGAGAAAGACUAUCAGCCAGGCAUCACAUACAUCGUUGUGCAGAAACGCCACCACACACGCCUCUUCUGUGCUGACAAGUCUGAAAGGAUUGGGAAGAGUGGGAAUAUUCCUGCCGGGACUACAGUGGACACCAGCAUCACUCAUCCCUUUGAGUUUGACUUCUACUUGUGCAGCCAUGCAGGCAUACAGGGUACCAGCCGGCCGUCUCAUUACUACGUCUUAUGGGACGACAAUCGCUUCACGGCCGAUGAGUUGCAGAUUCUAACGUACCAGUUGUGCCACACGUACGUGCGCUGUACCCGCUCAGUCUCCAUCCCUGCGCCAGCCUACUAUGCUCGUCUUGUGGCCUUCCGUGCCCGCUACCAUCUGGUGGACAAAGAACAUGACAGUGGAGAGGGCAGCCAUGUGUCCGGGCAGAGUAAUGGUCGGGACCCCCAGGCGCUGGCUAAAGCUGUUCAGAUUCACCACGACACCCUGAGGACCAUGUACUUCGCCUGAGCUACACCAACUCUCACCACCAUUGACCCCUCCCACCUCAUUUCUACCUGAGUUGGCACAAGGCCAGACAUCACCUCAUCCCUAUCCCUUUUUCCCAAUGACUGCCCACCACACAUACGCCACAGACCUGCCAGUCAUUCACCCAUAUAGAAGAACAUAAGGCACCUGUAAAACACAGGCAGACUCUACAGCCUCAUGCACUCGAACCGUUAUGAAUAUUAUUAUUAUUGUCAUUUCUUCGUUUUUUCUUUAUCUUUUUAUGUUGAAUUUUAAAACAUGGGUAUUAUUAUUAUGUAAUUGUAUUGUACGUUACCUUCAUACUCCUGUGUAUGUAAGUAUGCAAUACGGAUAGGAGGAAAACAGGCAGGAAAAAAGAAGAAAAAAAAAAUUCACAAAUAACUUUUUUAACUGCCACGACGAUGCUGCCUCUUCACCUAUCCGGAUGCCGGUGUUCCAAGCCCCUUAUUUUGGGGAUCCUCCAGGGGGUGGUACUGGGCACACACACUUACUUGUAUGAUUUUAUGUCAUGAACUACAUUCAUGUUUUUAAUGUUUUUGAGUAAUGUUAUUUUUUGAAAUGCCUUGGGAAGUCUGAGGUAUGGUACACUAGCACUUAGCAUUAGCAUGUAGGUGCUACCAGUCCUGCACAUAAGAGUUGUUAGUACAUUUGAGGCUAGCCCUCUGGUCUUUAUAUUAGCAGAGACAGAAAGAGCAGGUGUAGCAUAUCGUAGAUACAGAAAAGAAUCCUGCCGCACACUACAUGCUGAUUGGUGAGUCCCUUAGAGAUAUAGCGUAUAGAGGUGAGCUUAGCAUUACAAUAGAGGGACCAUUUGCAUAGAGUGUAUCAAAUAUACUUGCACCCCAUGCACCUAAACCAGCAUUAUUAACCAGCCAAAUGUGAUGCCAACUAAUGGAGAAGGGGCACUUAAACAGGAAGAUAAUCCUUUGUUUCUGAAUGCAUUGCUCUUUUUGUUUAUUCGAGGCACUUUUUUUAUUUACUUAUUGAUUUUCUUUUUUACUUCAAAAUGUUGGGAACCUUCUGUGCUGAAGCUUACCGCAGACUAGAUUGAAGUUUUACACCCACAUAUGCAUAGCUUUCAGAACAAAUAGGUAACUACGGCAAUAGGCAAGGUAAACACUCAGUAGAUUUUAAUGCAGGCAAAUACAAGUCAGUGAUCACUUAAGUGCUGCAAAGCUGAACUCCCUUUCAGCAAUUGAACUUGCUCCGAUCAUUCUGCACAUUCCAACAUGUAUCAGUAGAGAUGAUGGCCAAUGGUACACUCUAAUCUUCCACCUGCAGACUUCUUUGCGUUCCUUUACACUUAUAUCCCCAAAGCUCUUCCCUCUGUAGGCAUUUACAACUCUAAGCCCGAAAAGCAGAAGCACACACACAUAUCGCCCUGUCUCCGUCUCUUUAGCAUGUAGAGGCCAACCUCUUCAAAUGCACUUGUCCCCUUAUUCCCCUCUAAGCCAAACUAUCACUCAUCACCCUUCCCAUCAUCACCUUCUAUCCUUGCUUUGUAUCCUCACUUUUAAACAUCACACACCCGCAGCAUCCCCUUACUUGUGCUAGCCAAUCCCCAUUGGUGCUCUGUGUGCAUGGGCGGCACAGAUAAAGGAUUGCUACAUUGAACAGGGUGUGGCACUAUUACUACUACUAAAUAUUCCCUGCCUUUACAUGUAGUCACUUUCUGGGUUAAUGAAACAAAUGCAUGUACUUAUUUUUUAUGACUGGAUAUUCUGAGCCACCUUAUUUUGGUUGACUUAGAGGUAGGAGCCUUGCGCUCGUCACUGCCUGUCAGCUUUCUCCUCCAUCGUGUAUCGGUUUUAAAGACUGCUUUUUCCUUUGUCAUUAUUAUGAUGAUGUGACUAGUGUGAUAUAUUUCCUCAAGAGGGCACUGUGGAAACGGUCUCAAAAUUCCACCUCAGUUGCCGUUUAAGCGCCUCAAAUCUUGUCUGAUGGUUAAAAAACCCCUUUUGAGGUGAAAGGGAUCAAAAGAUAAGAGAUCAGAAGAUUCUUGAAUCAUGUUUAUUAACUUGCAUAAUCAAAAUGCCUUUGUACACCGUUUUACUGAUCUUUCGUUGUGUCCAAGGUGAUUUGUAUAUAUAAAUAUAUAAUAUUAACCUGUUAUGAAUUUUGGCUCACCAGUUGCCAGGCCUUUCACAGUUGGGGCCAGUGUUUUACCCCUCAUUCUGUGCUGAACAAAAAAAAGAAAAAUCCGUCUUGGUGCAUUUCCCCCUACCACUCAAACCAGAUGCAGUUCUUUAGUCACUGAAGCCACAAAGCACCUUGCAAAGGGGGGAGACGAAGUGGCAGUCACCCUGGAAAUGCAUCAUGUGGACACCGGAGAGUCCACUCCUCUCCACACAGCCUCAUUGUUCGACUAAGCAAUAUUGAAGCCACUGAUCAAGAACAGUCCUUGUCAUAGCACUUCCCAAUAGAUUUGAAUGAAUGGACUUGAAAGCAUAUUGUUUUGGCUCUGUAUGUGAUAGUAUGAACUCUGUUGGGGCGGGUUAUUUUUUAAAGAAAAUAAAAUUGUUUUUUAUUA